Messenger RNA from Sabethes cyaneus, 11986 nucleotides. It is a transcript of the gene Sdb, whose product is annotated as titin. The coding region runs from base 540 to 11813 and encodes 3757 amino acids. Gene Ontology annotation, biological process: microtubule anchoring. Gene Ontology annotation, molecular function: microtubule binding. Gene Ontology annotation, cellular component: cytoskeleton; sperm flagellum; centriole. NCBI's taxonomy places the organism in Eukaryota, Metazoa, Arthropoda, Insecta, Diptera, Culicidae. The record is from RefSeq and is a predicted model, not a curated record. The transcript has 5 exons.
GACGGUCGUUAAUGUGUUACACGCUGGUGCCAAACAUCUCCCCUGGUGGCAACUCAUCGGUGUAUAGUAUAUCUGGACGUAGGCGUCUAGCUUUGCCCACUCAAUCGGAUUUACAGUCUCUCUUUCAGUUCGCUCGCUCGCGGUUUCGAUUGAAAAGACCUUCAUGCGACACUCGCCGACGUUCGCGUUGAUAUUUAAUUGAAUGAAUUUCAUAAACUCCGCUUAGUUACGUCGGACUCGUGGAACAGUGUACAAGUGAUCUCUACUCGGAAUUGUCGGACUCGCGCAUCUAGUUAAGUGUACUGAGCUGAGUUGUAAAAAAAGCUACUCUCCUGGCGGAUUACCUCAUCGGUGUCUGAGAAAAAACGUGGGAUAAAAAGUUGCAGAAAAUAGCUGCUAUUAGAAAUUGUCAAGUGCCAUUCUGGAAGAAGUGAAGAGUAACGUGCCCUAACGGUAGCUCGUGCACAAGUGUAAAUAGUUUAAUAGUUAGAAAGCUUUAAAAUUGAUUCAAUUAUAUUUAUAUCAUAGAAUCAGUAACAAUGGGGUUGAAUAAGCGUGAUAAACAAGCUAAAGUGAAGAGUCAGAGUUUAAUUGAUUCGGAAAAAUCAUCGAGCCAUGUUGCGGACACAGUUGCGACUUCGGAUGUUCAGCAACACAGUUCUUCAAUGUAUUCAAGUAGCAUAACUAGUGGCAGCCAAAUGCAGUCUGCGGCUACAAGCUCAUCUAAAAAAACUGUGGUGGAAACAAUAGUGGAUAGUGGUCAGAAAAAGUCACAGAAAUCCAGUGAAAUGCAGAUGGAUAAUAGUUCUACCGCGGAAAAAAUAUUCCACAAGGCCGGUAAGACCAGUGAUUCGAUACAUAAAACCGGAGUUGAAUCACAGCAAAUCGAAAAUAUAAUUCAAGAAAUUAAAUACAUUGCCAGUGAUACGGUUGACUCAACAAAACGAAUUUCAACAGUUCAGCAGAAUAGUGACAGUACCAAAAGCGACAAGGAGCUCCGCGAGGCCUUGACCAAUUUUGAUGCAGUCGCUAAAGCGGCUUCAUCAGACAUUCAAGAUUCCAUAAAAAGCAAAACAAGUAGUGAGAUCGCGACCGUUUCGUAUGAGUCAAGUGUUCAACAAAACAUGAAAAGUAAAAAAUCGGAACAGAGCAAUGUCACAAGGUCCAGCACAAGCAGCAGUGCCAUAAAGCAGUUAUCGAACUCAGAACUGAUGGAUAGUGAUAAAAUGUGUAGUGAAUCUAGUUCAUCCCAUGCACAACAUUCCAGCCAUACCGUUAAAUCUAGUAAAACAGUUUCAUCUCAGUCAUCGUCGUCGAAGACCAUGUUCGAUUCUUCCACAUUCCAUAGUGAUAAAUCAGAUGCCAACAUUUUGAGGCAUGAUAUGCAACGAAAAGACCUUUCAAACAUCAAACAACAUGAUCACUGGCCGGAAGCAAAAAAUCAUUCCGUUCAUCAGUCCAGCGUACACCAUAGUGACACUUCCGGCGAGAAAGGACAACAUUUCUUCGAUAGCCAGAGUUACUCUCUUUCGGAGAAAAUUGCUCCGACAACCGAAGUAAUUUACGAUUCCGCUGGAAACAAAGUCAUCAGCACUAAAUCCUCCUCCAAAUCGGCCCAGGGAUUCACAACGUCAUCGAUGCAUUCCAGUGGAGGAGGCGGAGGUGGUGAAACGAUGAGCUCAUCGGUACAGCGAGUGGCUCAGGACAAGAACCUUCUACAUGACGUGAGCUCAACAUCUUACGUAGCAUCUUCUUCUUCUUCGAUGGAAAACAAAAGCUCCAGCUCCACGAAUACUGUCAGCAACACAGCAAUUAAGAAUGCAAUAAUCGACUCAACUACGUUGGAAAACUAUAAACUUCAGCAGUCGGCAUCACAAGCCAACGCCCUAACGAAGGAUGUGUCCGCACAUACCAUCGCUAGUAUCUCAUCGGCGCAUGACUCCCUAGCGAAUACGAUUCAAAGCACACAGCUAAUCACUGAAUCAAAUGAAGAUGCAUCUGCGAGAGGUCAGCGAGCCGAAACGACGAAAUCUUACGAAAGCUCGACGCAUUUUUCACAGAUGGACGAGAGCGCCAAAAGCCGUAAACACGUGACGGACUACUACGAGCAACGUGAGUCCAAUGCGUCGAUUCUGAAACGCAAAAUUUACGACGAAAAGGUGAAGCGGCUCAACCUGAUUGACGAGAAGGUCAUACCUAGAGACGUGAUUAUACAGGAUAUUGAGGAUGACGUAACGAAUGUCACGAAAACAUCCUUCGAAGCGAAGCUGUACAAUCCCAAAUCGAAACGAUGGGAGUUGGUCGAUCAGAAAACAAUCUUGGAACGUGACAUCACUGUUGCUAUUCCGGAUGAGAUCGUACACGAACUGGAAGUAGAACGUCCCGAGUUGGCAAAUAUUACAACGACGAUACAGCUAACAAAGGUUUACGAUGCUAACAGCAAACAAUGGAAGACCAUAGAUCAGAAAAAGCACACAGAUGUGCUGGAAAAAAUCAGUUUCCUUGAAGAAAGCCGCGGACGAACCGAGCUAGACGAGUCAGAAAGAGUUAAAAAGCUCCAGUCUAUCGAUACAGUCGACAAAGUCGUUAUCAGAGAAAGCACUGAAUUGGAUGAACUAAAGUCUGCAAAAAAUCGCAAACAAACGGAAAAAAUUAUUCAAGAACAGUGCAUCUGUGAGAUCUGCACCUGUGGUCGUCACAAUUGCUUCAACUGUGGUAGCGGAAGUCAGAAAACCUCCACCACAAAGUUAAUAACAUCGAGUAAUGUGGAUAAUUUUUAUCACCAAGAAACUUCGGAAUUGAAUGAGCAAAGCACUUUUUCACGCCGUCGGACUUGGACAAAAGAAGAUGCUGAUGCAUAUUUGAACCGCGUUGAAACGAGCGGCGUUGAAAGGAGUAGCACAGAACAGACUGUAACUAAUCGACGGCUGACGUGGACAAAGGAGGACUUUGACAAAAUAGAUAUCAGCAAACUUAAGGAAACUGCUUCUGUAACUGAAAGGUCCAAACCAAUUCGCCACGAAGAUAAUCUCCGACCCGAAGGGGACUUUUAUCGGCAAGAAAAGCCACAGUACCAACCUGGUGAAAGGCAGAAACCGGUUCGUCAUGACGAUAAUCUUCGUCCUGAGGGAGAUUUCGAACGUCCCGAGAAAACACCUUUCCGACCUGCGGAAAGGCCGAAGCAGAUCCGUCCUGAAGAUAACCUGAGACCGGAGGGAUCGUUUGAGUCUCCGGAAAAACCAAAAUACCAACCUGGUGAAAGACCGAAACCCGUUCGUCACGAUGAUAACCUACGCCCUGAAGGUGAUUUUGAACGCCCGGAAAAGUCACCUUUCCGACCUGCGGAAAGGCCGAAGCAAAUACGACCUGAAGAUAAUUUGAGACCGGAAGGAUCUUUUGAAUCUCCAGAAAAAACCAAAUAUCAACCUGGUGAGAGACAGAAACCCAUUCGUCAUGACGAUAAUCUGCGUCCUGAAGGAGAUUUCGAGCGCCCAGAAAAGUCACCUUUCCGACCUGCAGAAAGACCGAAGCAGAUUCGUCCUGAGGAUAAUUUGAGACCAGAAGGUUUAUUUGAGUCUCCGGAAAAACCAAAAUACCAACCUGGUGAGAGACAAAAACCCGUACGUCAUGAUGACAACCUACGUCCUGAAGGAGAUUUCGAACGCCCCGAGAAGACGCCCUUCCGACCUGCGGAAAGACCGAAGCAGAUUCGUCCUGAAGACAACUUGAGACCAGAAGGAUUAUUCGAGUCUCCAGAAAAGCCGAAAUAUCAACCGGGUGAAAGGCCGAAACCCGUUCGUCAUGAUGAUAAUCUCCGUCCCGAAGGUGAUUUUGAACGUCCCGAAAAGUCACCUUUCAGACCUGCGGAACGGCCGAAGCAGAUACGUCCUGAAGAUAAUUUGAGGCCAGAAGGAUUAUUUGAAUCUCCAGAAAAACCGAGAUAUCAACCUAGUGAGAGACAGAAACCUAUUCGUCAUGACGAUAAUCUCCGUCCUGAAGGAGAUUUCGAACGUCCUGAGAAGACGCCUUUCCGACCUGCAGAAAGACCGAAGCAGAUACGACCUGAGGACAAUUUGAGACCGGAAGGACCAUUUGAGUCACCGGAUAAACCUAAAUAUCAACCUGGUGAAAGACCGAAACCCGUUCGUCAUGAUGAUAAUCUUCGUCCUGAAGGAGAUUUUGAACGUCCCGAAAAGUCACCAUUCCGACCUGCGGAAAGGCCGAAGCAGAUCCGUCCUGAAGAUAAUUUAAGGCCAGAAGGAUUAUUUGAGUCUCCAGAUAAGCCGAAAUAUCAACCAGGUGAGAGACAGAAACCUAUUCGUCAUGACGAUAACCUUCGUCCUGAAGGAGAUUUCGAACGUCCUGAGAAAACACCCUUCCGACCUGCGGAAAGGCCGAAGCAGAUUCGUCCCGAAGAUAAUUUAAGACCGGAAGGAUUAUUUGAGUCUCCAGAAAAACCAAAAUAUCAACCAGGCGAAAGACCGAAGCCUGUACGCCAUGAUGACAAUCUUCGUCCAGAAGGUAAUUUUGAACGUCCCGAAAAGUCACCAUUCCGACCUGCGGAACGGCCGAAGCAAAUCCGUCCUGAGGAUAAUUUGAGACCAGAAGGAUCGUUUGAUUCUCCAGAAAAACCUAAAUAUCAACCUGGUGAGAGACAAAAACCUAUUCGUCACGACGAUAAUCUUCGUCCUGAAGGAGAUUUCGAACGUCCUGAGAAGACACCUUUCCGACCUGCAGAAAGACCAAAACAGGUUCGUCCUGAGGAUAACUUAAGACCAGAAGGAAUGUUUGAGUCUCCAGAAAAACCAAAAUAUCAACCAGGCGAAAGACCAAAGCCCGUUCGCCAUGAUGACAAUCUUCGUCCAGAAGGUGAUUUUGAACGACCCGAAAAGUCACCAUUCCAGCCUGCGGAACGGCCGAAGCAAAUCCGUCCUGAGGACAAUUUGAGACCAGAAGGAUCGUUUGAGACUCCAGAAAAACCAAAAUAUCAACCUGGUGAGAGACAAAAACCUAUUCGUCACGACGAUAAUCUUCGUCCUGAAGGAGAUUUCGAACGUCCUGAAAAGAUGCCUUUCCGACCUGCAGAGAGACCAAAACAAGUUCGUCCGGAGGAUAACCUGAGACCAGAAGGAACGUUUGAGUCACCAGAAAAACCUAAAUAUCAGCCUGGUGAAAGACAGAAACCUAUUCGUCAUGAUGAUAAUCUUUAUCCAGAAGGUGAUUUUGAACGUCCCGAAAAGUCACCAUUCCGACCUGCAGAACGGCCGAAGCAAAUCCGUCCUGAGGACAAUUUGAGACCAGAAGGAUCGUUUGAUUCUCCAGAAAAACCUAAAUAUCAACCCGGUGAGAGACAGAAACCCAUUCGUCAUGAUGAUAAUCUCCGUCCUGAAGGUGAUUUCGAACGUCCUGAGAAGAUGCCUUUCCGACCUGCAGAAAGACCAAAACAGAUUCGUCCGGAGGAUAACCUGAGACCGGAAGGAAUGUUUGAGUCACCAGAAAAACCGAAAUACCAACCUGGUGAAAGACAGAAACCUAUUCGUCAUGAUGAUAAUCUUCGUCCCGAAGGCGAUUUUGAACGUCCUGAAAAGAUGCCUUUCCGACCUGCAGAGAGACCAAAACAAGUUCGUCCGGAGGAUAACCUGAGACCGGAAGGAACGUUUGAGUCACCAGAAAAACCUAAAUAUCAGCCUGGUGAAAGACAGAAACCUAUUCGUCAUGAUGAUAAUCUUUAUCCAGAAGGUGAUUUUGAACGUCCCGAAAAGUCACCAUUCCGACCUGCAGAACGGCCGAAGCAAAUCCGUCCUGAGGACAAUUUGAGACCAGAAGGAUCGUUUGAUUCUCCAGAAAAACCUAAAUAUCAACCCGGUGAGAGACAGAAACCCAUUCGUCAUGAUGAUAAUCUCCGUCCUGAAGGUGAUUUCGAACGUCCUGAGAAGAUGCCUUUCCGACCUGCAGAAAGACCAAAACAGAUUCGUCCGGAGGAUAACCUGAGACCGGAAGGAAUGUUUGAGUCACCAGAAAAACCGAAAUACCAACCUGGUGAAAGACAGAAACCUAUUCGUCAUGAUGAUAAUCUUCGUCCCGAAGGCGAUUUCGAACGUCCUGAAAAGAUGCCUUUCCGACCUGCAGAGAGACCAAAACAAGUUCGUCCGGAGGAUAACCUGAGACCGGAAGGAACGUUUGAGUCACCAGAAAAACCUAAAUAUCAGCCUGGUGAAAGACAGAAACCUAUUCGUCAUGAUGAUAAUCUUUAUCCAGAAGGUGAUUUUGAACGUCCCGAAAAGUCACCAUUCCGACCUGCAGAACGGCCGAAGCAAAUCCGUCCUGAGGACAAUUUGAGACCAGAAGGAUCGUUUGAGUCUCCAGAAAAACCUAAAUAUCAACCCGGUGAGAGACAGAAACCCAUUCGUCAUGAUGAUAAUCUCCGUCCUGAAGGUGAUUUCGAACGUCCUGAGAAGAUGCCUUUCCGACCUGCAGAAAGACCAAAACAGAUUCGUCCGGAGGAUAACCUGAGGCCGGAAGGAAUGUUUGAGUCACCAGAAAAACCGAAAUACCAACCUGGUGAAAGACAGAAACCUAUUCGUCAUGAUGAUAAUCUUCGUCCUGAAGGUGAUUUCGAACGUCCUGAGAAGAUGCCUUUCCGACCUGCAGAGAGACCAAAACAAGUUCGUCCUGAGGAUAACCUGAGACCGGAAGGAUCGUUUGAAUCUCCACAAAAACCUAAAUAUCAACCUGGUGAAAGACAGAAACCUAUUCGUCAUGAUGAUAAUCUUCGUCCCGAAGGCGAUUUCGAACGUCCUGAAAAGAUGCCUUUCCGACCUGCAGAGAGACCAAAACAAGUUCGUCCGGAGGAUAACCUGAGACCGGAAGGAUCGUUUGAGUCACCAGAAAAACCUAAAUAUCAACCUGGUGAAAGACAGAAACCUAUUCGUCAUGAUGAUAAUCUUUAUCCAGAAGGAGACUUUGAACGUCCCGAAAAGUCACCAUUCCGACCUGCGGAAAGACCGAAGCAAAUCCGUCCUGAGGACAAUUUGAGACCAGAAGGAUCGUUUGAGUCUCCAGAAAAACCUAAAUAUCAACCCGGUGAAAGACAGAAGCCCAUUCGUCAUGAUGAUAAUCUCCGUCCCGAAGGUGAUUUCGAACGUCCUGAGAAAAUGCCUUUCCGACCUGCAGAAAGACCGAAACAGAUUCGACCUGACGAUAACUUGAGACCGGAAGGAUCGUUCGAGACUCCUGAAAAACCAAAAUAUCAACCUGGUGAAAGACAGAAACCCAUUCGUCAUGAUGAUAAUCUCCGUCCUGAAGGAGGCUUCGAGCGGCCGGAGAAGAUGCCUUUCCGAUCUGCAGAAAGACCCAAGCAGGUUCGUCCAGAGGACAACUUGAAACCAGAAGGAGAUUUCGAACGCCCUUCACCUGCACAGUUCAUUAAAGCAGAAAGAGUUCAAAUCGUUAAACAUGAAGAUAAUCUUCAUCUGGAAGGUUCAUUUGAGAGAACUGACAAAACCGUUUUCACCGCUGUUGAUCGUCCGACACCUUUCCUACCAAAUGAUAAUUUGAGGCCAGAAGGUGAUUUUAUAACUCAUGACAAACCACAAUACAGCCCAGCAGAAAGACCUAAACCAAUUAGACCUCAGGAUAAUUUGAAACCAGAAGGUGAAUUUGAUAGACCACAACCCGUUGUUUUCGGAAAAGUAGAAAGAUCACAAAUCAUACGGCAUGAAGAUAACCUACAUUUGGAAGGCAACUUUGAGCGUGUUGAAAAAACUGAGUUUGUUGCCGGUGUACGGCCUAAACCAAUUCGACCAGAGGACAAUUUGAAACCAGAAGGUUCGUUCGAAACACCUGAGAAACCGAAAUAUCAACCCGGCGAAAGACAGAAACCUAUUCGUCAUGGUGAUAACCUGCGUCCUGAAGGUGAUUUUCAGCGACCAGAGAAAACUCAAUAUCAGCCUGCCGAGCGACCUAAGCAGGUUCGUCCUGAGGAUAAUUUGAGGCCUGAAGGAACUUUUGAGACUCCUGAGAAACCUGAGUAUAGAUCAGCUGAGAGGCCAAAACAAAUUCGACCGCAGGACAAUUUGCAUCCAGAGGGCGAAUUUGAAAGACCCCAGCAUGUACCAGUUGGCAAGGUGGAAAGAUCCAAAAUAGUUCGUCAUGAAGACAAUUUGCAUUUGGAAGGAACAUUUGAACGUACAGAAAAAACAGUAUACAUCGCGGCUGAACGUCCAAAGCCAAUUAAACCGGACGAUAACUUAAGACCCGAAGGUGAUUUCGAUCGUCCUGAGAAAAAACCUUAUUUGUCAACGGACAGACCCAAACAAGUCAAACCUGAGGAUAAUUUGAAAACGGAGGGUAUAAUGGAAGUGCCAGAAAAACCUAAAUUUCAACCAGGUGAAAGGCCACAGCCUAUUCGUCAUGACGAUAAUCUUCGUCCUGAGGGUAGCUUUUUACGUCCGGAGAAGUCUGAAUUUAUUCCAGCUGAACGUCCUAGGCAGAUCAAACCUGAAGACAAUUUAAAACCAGAAGGCAAAUUCGAAACUCCUGAAAAACCUCUGUACCAGACUACUGAAAGGCCGAAACAGGUACGGCCAGUAGAUAAUUUACGGCCCGAGGGAGACUUCGAAAGGCCUCAAAUUAUGACUGUUGGUAAAGCUGAGAGAUCGGAAAUUGUUAGACAUACAGACAACCUGCAUCUGGAAGGUACAUUUGAACGAACGGUGAAAACAGCGUACAUUCCAGGUGAAAGACCGAAACCGAUUAAGCCAGAUGACAAUUUAAGACCGGAAGGAUCGUUUGAAACUCCGGAAAAACCAAAAUAUCAACCAGGUGAGCGACAAAAACCUGUUCGUCAUGACGAUAACUUGCGCCCCGAAGGCAGCUUUGUCCGUCCGGAAAAGUCUCCUUUCCAACCGGCAGAACGGCCAAAACAAAUUCGGCCGGAGGAUAAUUUGAAACCAGAAGGAUUAUUUGAAACACCUGAAAAACCUAAAUACCAACCUGGUGAACGGCAGAAACCAAUUCGACACGAUGAUAAUUUACAUCCUGAAGGUAGUUUCGAACGUCCCGAAAAAACACCUUUCCGGCCGUCUGAUCGUCCAAAACAGAUUCGGCCUGAAGAUAACUUGAAACCUGAGGGCUUAUUUGAGACACCUGAGAAACCAAAAUAUAAACCCGGUGAACGGCAGAAACCUAUUCGUCACGAUGAUAAUUUACAUCCGGAAGGAGACUUUGUUAGGCCUGAAAAAGCUGAAUUUAAGCCUGCAGAACGACCCAAGCAAGUCCGUCCAGAAGACAACCUCAAGACCGAAGGUACGUUUGCAACUCCGGAAAAACCAAAAUAUCAACCGGGUGAGAGACCAAAACCAAUUCGACCUGAUGAUAAUCUGAGACCAGAAGGUGACUUCGACAGGCCCCAAAAACCAUCAUUCAAACCAGGGGAACGUCCAGUUCAAAUACGACCAGAAGACAAUUUAAGACCUGAGGGAGAUUUCCAAACGCCAGAAAAGCCUAAAUACCAGCCAGGGGAAAGACAAAAACCUGUCAGACCUGGAGAUAAUUUGCGCCCGGAAGGCGAAUUUGAAAGACCACUGCGAAAACCAGAGUAUAAACCUGCGGAUCGUCCGAAACAAGUAAAACCUAAAGAUAAUCUGCACGUCGAAGGAGACUAUCAGUCAUUGAAAGAACAUAAGGAGCAAAAGUUACGUAAGGAAGCAGAAAUCAAGGAGGCACAUGAAACCGGAAUUCUGGAUGGUUCUGUUCUAGUUACGACACAAACAGUUACAACCAUCCUUAAAGGCGAUAAACCUAAAGCAGCCGGAAAGAAACUUACAACAACGGAGUCAGCAACUGAAAACACCCAAUCGCUUACCACUGAACAGCGUCAUCAACAAUCAAUGUCAUCAUCUUCAUCUUAUGUUCACGAUACGCAUCGUCAAAAUCAUGUCGGUCAUAGUAUAACAGAUUUGUCAACAGUACAAGACCAACAUAAAAUAACUGGUCAUGACCAACAUAAAAUAACCGGUCAUGAGAAGCUGGAACAUACCAGUACAACACUGAAACAAUCUGCUUCGGAAAAAUCGAUGUUUUCUUCGCAAAAGCAUUCCACCAGUACCACUAUGAAACAACUAGAUGAGCGACAAGAUAUGUCAUCGAUACAUCAGCAUAGCGGUAGCAAGAAAAUUUCCAAAUCUACACAUAAUAUUUCUUCUACUACUGGUGGCCAAAUUGUUCAAACAGGUGACAGACCAAUGUUAGUUUCACCUACAGAUCAAGGACCUCGUGUAACUUCUCAUGAGCAUCACACAGGAGUAAACAUUUCGACAGCUUCUAACCGAGUAAUAAUCGACGGACAGGUUGUUACUGACAAAACCAUAACGCAACAGCAGGGAACAGAACAGCUGAUUGAAAAUGGUACACUGAAAAUUGAUAAAUCAUUCAAAGAUAGACAACAUGCCGGAUUUGAUAACCGUUCUGCCUUGCACGACAAAACAAGCAGUUCUGUAUCCACAAUAAUUGAUAGUGAUCAGAACCGGCUGGAUAAAAUGGGUUCGAGAAAAAUACAAACCAGCAAUGUUACUCAAGAGUCGUCACGAAAUGCAAAUCAGCAUUCAAGUGAUUCAGAGAAGAAAACAUCUCAAGUUCAAGUGAGAAAACUUAUCGGUGGAAAAUGGGUUACAAAAACAGUAACAUCAGAAAACAUCAUCGAUAAGCAAGAUAACGCUAAUGUAACUUACAUAAAAGGCUCGAACAUGAAACAACAACAGCAUGCUACCUCAAAAACAUCGGUUUGUGAUGCCAGUGAUCACGCCACUACAAACGUGACAACUACUAGGAUAGUGGGAGGAAAAUUGAUUCACACCUCCCCCGAUGAAAAAACAGCCCGUUCGACUUCUUCAAAAACUCAUCUUAGAACUGGUUCCAAUAUAGUGCUGGGAGAUGAAGGAUUAUCACAACAUAGCUCAUCUAGUACCACAACAAAACUUAUUGGCGGAAAAAUGGUUCAAAUAUCAACACAAGAUGGUAGAAGUAACGUCGCUACAAUCAACGGAGAUCAUUCUAAAUCCAUGAAUAACAUCAUACAUUCCGAGACUAGUACUUCCAAGGAAUCCUCAAAAUCUCAAAGAGGUUCUAAUGUCCAACUUACAUCAAGCGAAUCAUCGCAAACAGCAUCCCAUUCUUCAGUGGUUAAACAUUCCAGCAGCGUGGCGGAUAAGCAGUUCAAUCGAAAGAGUGCAUUUGCAUCGUCCGAAAAUAUAAAUAAUUCAAUACUUUGCCGCCAACAACAAGCAAACGUUCAACCUUCCGCCGGUAGCAUGAGCGUUUCCGGUUCGAUCCAACGCAAGAGUAUUUCAAACUUGAAUGACAGUGCAAUGUAUUCAACCACGAAUCGCACUAGUUACAGUUCGCUGCACCGCCGAGAGAAAGAAUCGGUCGAUUCAAGAAUGCAAAGCUAUCUAAAAACCUUGGAAUCGGGUCCAAUAAGUUCCACUACACGCACUAAACUGCAGCCAUGCCCGCCUCCGAAAUUAACGGCUUCCAGCGUUAUGACCAGUAGUAGUGCAAUCGGUCAGCAUUCCAGCAGCACACAACAAUCCAAGACUCUGCGUGACUAUCAUGCCGUUGUGAAUAUGAGCAAGAGUUCCACAAAAGCCAAUGCCUCGAGCAUUUCCUUCGGAGAGGAUAAUAAGUUCCAUGGCACUAGCUCGUACAAGAUGCAGUACGUACAGCAGAACGACGGACGAUGCCCAGCUCACGCCAUCAACGAUAGUCUGAAAGUCUCAAAGGUCACGAAGCAGCACACUUAUUAUCGCAGAUGAUCGCCACAUAACAAAGCUACAGGAACAACAUUUCAUAUAUAUUGCAAUUGAAAAAGUGCUUGUUUUUAAUCUCUUUAUAAAGCGUAUGGACACAAUAUAUACAAUAGUGUUCCUUGAAUCCAAUUUUAAAACAGUUGUUAUUGCUUUGCUUACUGAAUAAAUUUCAAAUAUAU